AUGGAUUCUCAAGGGGUAAGCGAGGCCUCAAGCUUUGAGAGCAUGGUUUUUCAAGAGGGUAGCGAGACCUCCAACUUCGAUAACACAGUCGACUACGAAGAAGAUCCUGAGGCCGAAGGACAUUGUUUCUCAGCUGAUGUAGAAUCUGAGUACUUUCAUCACUAUGGUCCCGGUCUAUUCCAUCCUGUCUACAUUGGCGAUAUUUACAAGGAUGGGCGAUACAAGAUAGAGCAAAAGCUUGGGUGGGGAAGCUCAUCUACUGUGUGGGGAGCACGAGAUCUCCAUGACGACAAGUUCGUGGCUAUUAAGGUCAUAGAAUCGAAGGCAUCAGAAAACGAUAAGGAACUUCGAAUCUUGCAACACCUUCGCGAUAGCGAUCUCGAACACCCAGGACGCAAACAUAUUAUCAAGCUUCUUGACCAUUUCUACCAUGACGGCGUAAACGGACGCCAUUUAUGUAUCGUCACUGAAGCAGCGGGACAAACAUUGUAUCAAUAUGUCGACGCUAAAGAUCGGGGCUUGCCAGGUCGCCUAGAUGGCUCUGAGUGUCGCCUCUUUAGCCGGCAGCUCCUUCUUGCGGUUGACUUUAUGCAUAAGUGUAACAUACUCCACGGCGAAUUACACAACUCAAACAUUAUGUUUCUCUUACCCGACUACUGUUACUACGAUGAGCCAUGUAUUUCGCAGGUCACUCGGAAAGAUGGUGAACCUAUAGGCGAGCACAUGCCAAAGCACGUGGUUGGAAAGCCUAGAAUCUCCACUGAUCACGACAAGAAGAAAAACAUGACGUUCGAAAUGACCGUCAAGGUCGUAGACUUCUCCAUGUCGUUCUUUGCCGACGAGCUUCCGACCCAUGUUGCCACCAACCGUUCCAUGCGCCCUCCCGAGAUGAUCAUUGAAAGGCCCGUAUCUAAAGCGAUGGAUAUAUGGCAGCUUGCCUGUGUUACUUAUUGGGCUGCCACACGAAGUGAUCUGUUCGACGUAACCUACGAUACUCGCACUUUAAUACCCCAGAUCCACAAAGUGAUUGGCGAGUCCUCCGCUGAUUGGCUCUUGAGUGCUAUGAUAGAAGGCACAAAGAACGAACUCUGGAAGGAUGUUCCACCUCCUUACGACUUUAACGUUCAACAGCAUAUCUUGGAGAAAACCUUGCGCCUUAGAGUUUACCAUCCUGAUAAGAAUCGUGAUUUCUGGUGGAAAAUGACAGAAUGUGAUAUGAAAAUGGAUGCUGAGGAUGGCGAGCUUAGUGAAAGAGUUGAAAAGAUAUAUAGCGAGAGGCUUAAGCAACAGAAGGAAGCUGCAGCUCUAUACAAACCUCUGGAAGGGAGGCCUGAGGUUGCAAGGUAUAUAGUCAUGCUUGGGAGGUACCUUCGGAGGAUGCUAGUGGUUGAUCCUGAUCAACGUCCGUCAGCGGAAGAACUUCUUACGGAAGCUUUCGUUCAGGAUCUGCGCCUGGACGAUUAUGUAUUAAGUAAUCUGCGGGCGUAG
Aaosphaeria arxii CBS 175.79 is the source of this 1488-nucleotide messenger RNA. RefSeq names its product kinase-like protein. NCBI's taxonomy places the organism in Eukaryota, Fungi, Ascomycota, Dothideomycetes, Pleosporales. The transcript is spliced from 6 exons. Gene Ontology annotation, biological process: regulation of mRNA processing; spliceosomal complex assembly; protein phosphorylation. Bases 1 to 1488 code for a protein of 495 amino acids. Gene Ontology annotation, molecular function: protein kinase activity; ATP binding. The record is from RefSeq and is a predicted model, not a curated record.